This is a messenger RNA of Tremella mesenterica DSM 1558, 2748 nucleotides long. RefSeq lists its product as uncharacterized. The transcript is spliced from 6 exons. The record is from RefSeq and is a predicted model, not a curated record. Lineage: Eukaryota; Fungi; Basidiomycota; Tremellomycetes; Tremellales; Tremellaceae. Bases 1 to 2748 code for a protein of 915 amino acids.
AUGUCAUCCACCACCACCACCACCACCACCACCACCACACCGGUCGUUCAUUCAGGAGCGACCAACUCUCUACAAGAAUUGACUUUACAAGAUUUGAGAGGAUUAGAUUUCUUCAUUUUCGAUUCUCUUUUGAGACCUUCUCAAGCCAUCACGUUGAUCAACCAAUUACUUAAUAGAGGCGCAAACGUCAUCUCGUCAAUCACCUCUUUGUCGGAUUACCCACUCAACCGUCUUGAUAAGUUCCAUUUCAUAAUCCCAUCAUUAUGUCACGUAGAUCAAUCCUUGAAGAAAAAAGGUCGUAAAGAAGCUGUUCAAAUAGCCACGGGAAACGCUCAGAGUUGGAAAACACUCUCUACCUUUGGUAUGACUUUCAACGUGGAUAAACUCCGAAGUACCCAAUGGGUACAUUCAAACUUCGAAUGGAAAAACGUUUUGGAAUCUAAGAAUGGGAUACCGGAUAGACAAGACGUUUUGACUACCAAAGCUUUGGAAAGGUUGGAAAGGAUUGAGAAACAGAGGAAAUUCGUCAUUGAUCAUGCUAGAGUAUAUGAUUGGGAUAAGGAUGGAUCGAGUAUCGGAUCAUGGCAGGAAGACCUAAAGAGGGUAGUGAACGAUGGCAAGACUGAGAUCCAACCUGGUUUCACAGCCUUCCUCCGAUCCAGAGAUGAUCAACUCUAUCAAACGAUCCCACAAUUGAAAAUCAGAGGUCAUUCAUUCUCCGGUAAAGAAUCUAACAACGAACGUAAAUACCUUGUUCCCAAGAUCGAAUCGGGGUCGAUUUCGAGUCGUAAGAAGAGGUCGGAACCGUUCGGAUCCAAAGGUGUCAAACGUGGUAUCAGUGUUGAUUCCGAACAAGCAGAAGAAAGACGAGGACAAAAAGUCGACAAGGAUGACGAUUCGUCUAUCAAAGAAAAUAAAAGACGUAAGAUGAAUGACAGACAUGAUGAUUAUCUGGAUGGUUUCAAGAGGAAAUCGAACCUAUCCAAUGAGAAGGAGCAUUCAAUCGAUUUCCAAGAAAACCAAAGUGAUCAUACUAUGGAAGAAAGGCAAACGUCUCAUCAAGAUACCACUCGGACGAAAAUCAAGACUCGGGAAUACGAGAAUAUACAUCCCGUUCAAGGAGAAAGUUGGGAAUACGAAAGUAUGCAUUCUGUUGAGAUGAGAAUGAAAACAAGAGAGGGAGAAACUUCAUCUUCAUCUUUAUCUUUGUCAGAUAUCAGACGUUUACCUAUCAUCCAGGAUCAACAUGACGAUGAGGAUUUGGUUUCGUCGAAUCUCUUGACACUUUCUCGUACCGCUACGGAUCAACUCGAACGGAUUUUUGGGAAAGAGCAACGAGGACAAGGAGAAAACGAUGGGGAAGAGGAAGAGGAUCGAGGAGAAAACGAUGGGGAAGAGCAACGAGGACGAGGAGAGAACGAUGGGGAAGAGGAAGAGGUUCGAGGAGAGAACGAUGGGGAAGAGGAAGAGGUUCGAGGAGAGAACGAUGGGGAACAAGAAGAAGAACAAGAAGAAUCUGGUAGUACCGAUGAAACUGAUCUCGAGAAACGGGAGAAAGAGAGAAAUAACAAAGGUAUCGGUCAAGUUGUCGAUGAUAUUGAUCAAGGACAAGAACAAGGCGAGGAGCAACGUAUCGUUGUCCAUCUUCUCGGUUCAUCACAUCAGGUCGAAGUUCAACACGCUUCCACAUCACAAUUCCCACAUUUUCUCGUCCCUAUACCUAUCCCACCGUCGAUCCAGUCCGAAUCCUUUUCACCUAUACCUGUCCCACCGUCGAUCCCGUCCAAAUCUUUUUCACCUUUACCUAUCCCACCUUCGAUCCAGUCCGAAUCUUCUUCUACCGCCGAAAGGAUGAUGACCGAUGGUAGCAAGACCAACCGGUUCACAACCUUUCCUGCUGUUCUCGAUCGAACCUUGAGUUUGGAUCCUUUGUCUGUCGUCGGUCUUCCUUCAACGACGAUUGACGUACCCGGACCGACAUCGUCCAUCGCUACGUCAAUCACAUUGAACGGAUCGGCCUCGAGGAGAGAAGACGCGAGCGGAUCCACCUUGGGAGAACACACGAGCGGAUCCACCUUGAGAGAACACACGAGCGGAUCCACCUUGAGAGAACACACGAGCGGAUCCACCUCGAGGAGAGGAGUCACGAGCCGAGUCCUCACCAAAGGAAAACAAAAAGACGAGAGGACAUAUCAGAUCCAUCGAGUCUCCACACAUCUGUUGGAAAGGAAAGCAUUGUAUCUUUCAGAUUUUCAAAGUUGGAAAACAUGGUGGGAAUCGAACCCUUUUGGUGAUUUGUCAAACCAGAAUUGUCAUGUCACCUUCAUACCGGACGCUAAGAAGAUUAUGUCUUUCAUCAUCAUUUCGAUCCGAUCACAAAAUCACAGUGAGCUCGGAGGGUCAUCGGUUGGAUCCGGAAACGAUGAACAUGUUGUAAGAUCAGGGAAAAACCAAGAUGUUGUAAGAUCAGGGAAAGACGAAGAAGAUGUUGUAAGAUCAGGAAAAGACGAAGAUGUUGUCAGAUCGGAGGAAGAUGAAAGACAAGACGAUGACGGUUCAUCAAGUCGAAAGAAAGAUGUUUAUUGUGUAUUGGAUCAAGGUGAUAGAGGUGUUGAUAGAGAACGGUUCAAACGAAUAUCACAAUACUUCUCCAUCAUGUUCUCCAUUGAUCUAAAAGUCAUUGAGGAUCCAGAUGAAGCUUCUCGGAUCAGACGACAAGUAGAAAACGGUGGACCUAUCUUGGAAUGA